AUGGAAAAGUCUCAGGUGACGGAGCUUAUUCAGCGUUGGCGCGUGCUGAAGGGGAGCUUAACAGAGAAAGGAAGUGAGCUAGAGACCGUACGCAAGUCCCUCCAGGUGCUCGAAGGCGAGCACGCCAGGAUGGUGCAGCAGUGGGACCUCGAGAAGGAAACGAUCCGAAACACGAGCAGCGCCAUCGAAGCGCAGGUGGCGAGCAAAAAGGACGAGCUGCAGCGCAUCAGGCUGGAGACCCAGGAGCUGCGCCGCAAAGUUGAAGAGCGCCGCCGGCGCAACGAGGAGCACCAGCUCGUGUUGAGCAAGCGGAAGCACAUGGUGGACGCUCGCGUAGAGGAGGCUGAAGCGAAGGAUGCGGCAGUGCGGGAGCGCCUGACUACGUUUCACCGCUCUCGUGACGAGGCCCGCGAGCAGCUGGUGGCCGCCAUCAAGAAGCAUCAGGCCGCAAUUCCGCAAGAGCAGGCGGCGCACGCGGACAAGGUGUUGCAGCUCAAGAGCCGUAUCGCAGAAACUCUGGCCACUAUUGAAGCGGAGGCUAAGUCAUGGGCUCUUGAGCAGGCGAUGAAGGAGUGGAACGAGAAGUCGAGCGCACGCAAGCAUAUUUUAGACGAGGUGACAGCAGCAGAGGAGGGCAAAGACGCCUGGGCAGAACUGCUUCACGAGGCAAGCAGCAUUCAUAUUCAAGAUAACUUGAAGACACUCGCUGAGCUGCGCGCCAUGGUCUCUGCAUAA
This is a messenger RNA of Leishmania braziliensis MHOM/BR/75/M2904, 735 nucleotides long. RefSeq lists its product as hypothetical. The coding region runs from base 1 to 735 and encodes 244 amino acids. The record is from RefSeq and is a predicted model, not a curated record. NCBI's taxonomy places the organism in Eukaryota, Euglenozoa, Kinetoplastea, Trypanosomatida, Trypanosomatidae. The transcript has a single exon.